AUGAAAGCUUCAGGCAGCCUCGAGGUUCCAAGGAUUCUCCAGAAUAAAUUAGAAAAAAAUCUCUUUUCUUUGAGAAUAGAUAAAACCAAAGACAAAGGAUCUCCAAGCACAGGAUUCUUACCAGAAAACUUCUCAGCAUGCAUGAGUACUACGGAAAUAAACCGGCCGCCAAUUCCCAUGAAGGACGGAAAUCUUUUGGUUGGGUCUUUGCCCAAAAUGUCUUAG
Molecule: messenger RNA, 225 nt
Organism: Encephalitozoon intestinalis ATCC 50506
Lineage: Eukaryota; Fungi; Microsporidia; Unikaryonidae
Exons: 1
Coding region: 1-225 (74 amino acids)
Source: RefSeq, a predicted model, not a curated record